AUGUCCCACCUCCAUGACCUCCUCAACCCAGAUUCAACUGAGAACCAGUCUCCAACGUAUGUCUCUCAAUCCCCAAUUGUCCCUGUGCCCCCGCUGAACUUCCCACCCUCUUCCAGAUUAGCCGUGGAGACAGAGCCAGAGCCAUCCGAUAGCCAGUCCUCUGAGGGCGAGGACGAGAUCUCCCCCGCAUCCGAGGACGAGAUCGACGAGCUCGACGAAGAGUCCCCCGAGGAGGAGGACGAGGGUCCCCCGCCUGCGACGCGGCAGCGCAAGGGCCGGACGCACACUGCGGUGCGGCGGGCCAGGGAGAAGGCAGAAAAGGCGUCGGGGUCGAGGCCAGCUGCGGAGGCAGAGAGUCCUCAGGAGGAUGCCGAGGCGAAGGACGACAACAUUAUCUCGCUCAAGGAGGAGGCGCGGCCAGAAAAGGCGCUCGAGCCUGCCCCGCGCAGGCGCCUUGAAAAGCAUGACAGGAAGAUUGACCUCGGCCUCCACGACCACAAGGCACAUGCGGACUGCCCGGACACCCUCGCAUGUCUCCCAGAUACCCCCGGCCGCCCCCAGCACACCCUCCCCGUUAUCCUGCGCUGUGCGAUCCUCGGCAGCCCUCGCAAGCGCCUCACGAUCCGCGAAAUCUACGCGACAAUGGAGUCCAAGUACCCGUACUACAAGUCGGCCGGACAGACUUGGAAGCAAUCGGUUCGCCACCAUCUCUCGCUGAAUCGGCUGUUUGAGCGCCAGCCGCGGCCUGUGACUGAUCCGGGGUUUGGCUCAUACUGGACGGUUAACUUGUCCGCCCCCCCUGGAACGAAGCGCCCUCGCAAGAGGGGUAGGCCGCAGAAGGAGGGCGAGGGCGCGAGGUCGGGCGAGAUGUCGGGCGAGAACUCGCCCAUCACCCUUAUGCCAGCGCCAACCAAGUUCCAGUUCCAGCCACAGACGCACCCCGCCCCGCCCCUGCCACCUCUGCCCCUCCCCCAAAUCAGCUCCAUUCAAACAUCGAUAUCGCCGCUGUCCCUUGGCCCCCCUCCACAGCCCCACCCACAGUCACUCAGCAACCCGCAGCUUUCCCCGUCGUCGCGCCAUCCCCCACCGACACCCCAAUCAUCUUCGUCACAUGCAUCUCACGUUCCCAUUGUUCACAAUUCGCAGUUUGCGCCUAUACAACUCACUAUGUACGAUCCACGACAACACCAUCCUACACCACCUGGCUAUCCGCCAUUGCUAAAAUCACCUACACAUCUGCACCCACAUCGUCCAUAUCCGCAUGACGGGCGACCCCCAGAUUCUCGCGCCCUUGAUAUACAAAGACAACAAGAAGCCGCACAUAGGCACCACGAGGCACAACGUGCACACGACGCGCAUCGAUCCUCAGAUUCCCAACGUCAUUCCUAUGACACGCGCCGAAACUCCUUGAAUAGACCACCGCCGCCCCCACCACCACCGACUAGCGAUCUGGUCAGCCACCGCAAACCAGCGACACCCAUGACGCCGCACUCGUCGAAGGAAUCGGAGGCGGAGAACGGGAUGGACACAAAUGGGCCCAUCGUGUCCGACGACGAAUUUGAGAGCGAGGAGGAGAUGCGACCGCCGUAUGUGCGGCGCGAAGCGGCAUUCGUGGCGACGCGCCCAUCGCCCAUCUUUACGCUACCUCCAUUCUCGAAGCUGGAGCAUAACAAGGAGGAAAUUAUGGAGCACAUGCGGCAGGAGAUCGCGUCAUUGCGGCGCACGUCUGCGGAGGCGGUGUCGACUUCGCUCAGACUUACAGAGCAGCUGGCGAACGCGAAUUUGGAGGUGUCGCGUUCGAGAGAAGCUGUCAGGGAUUUAGAGGACAUGUUGCAGCGCGAGGCCACACAGAGGAAGGAGGCGGAGAGGUUGAAAGACCAGGAGAUUGAGAGGCGGCGUGCGGCGGAGCAUGCGCUGGGAUCUUUGGCAAAUAGGUCGCCUAUUGCGCGUGCGAGGCCGACGACGACGACGUGA
Molecule: messenger RNA, 1974 nt
Organism: Psilocybe cubensis
Lineage: Eukaryota; Fungi; Basidiomycota; Agaricomycetes; Agaricales; Agrocybaceae
Exons: 2
Coding region: 1-1974 (657 amino acids)
Biological process (GO): regulation of transcription by RNA polymerase II
Molecular function (GO): RNA polymerase II cis-regulatory region sequence-specific DNA binding; DNA-binding transcription factor activity, RNA polymerase II-specific
Source: RefSeq, a predicted model, not a curated record